GCGGUUGCACGAGAUGCGUUGACCAAGUCUAUAAAUCCGACGAGAGUCCUUGUGGAGAAUUGUGAUCUCAUUUUGCGGUGUCUAACAACAACACUCUCAAAGUUAAAGGGGGAAGAAAUUAAAUUUAUUGUUAGUGAAUUUUUUUUUACCCGAGCUUUUAACGGCGAAGACGGAAGACAUUCCCUUACCCUUACGCUUCGGUAAGGGGUGAUUCAAUUGCUGUUGGAUUUUCCAAAAUGGUGAUGCGAUUCCUCGUUGCCAGCUUGGCUCUCCUGUUGGGCGCGUACGUCGCCUGUGACCACACUCGGGAACAUUAUACCCGCGAGCCGAAGGAGUACCAGACACCACCUCACAUCAUCGUAAUAAUGGCCGAUGAUUUGGGAUGGAAUGAUGUUGGAUUUCACGGUUCAAACCAAAUACCGACACCAAACAUAGACGCCCUUGCCUACAAUGGGGUGAUUUUGAAUAGACACUACGUUUUGCCUUCAUGCACGCCUUCAAGAGCGGCAUUUCUAACGGGGCGGUAUCCCAUCCGUAUGGGGAUGCAGGGCGCCGGAAUAAAGGCUGGAGAACCACGUGGUAUUCCUCUAGAGAUUCGCACCCUUCCCGAACAUCUUCAAGGACUCGGUUACGUUACAAGAUUAAUUGGAAAAUGGCACGUCGGAUAUCACACGCCGCAGCACACGCCGUUGCAUCGAGGCUUUGAUUCUUUCCUUGGUUUUUAUAACAGCCACAUUACUUAUUAUGACUACAAGUACGAGCAAGGGAAUUUAAGCGGGUUCGAUAUGCAUCGAGGAAGUGAUCCGGCCUGGAGAGACCAGGGCGAAUACGCCACAGAUCUUUUCACCGAAGAAGCGCUGAGAAUCAUCGACUCCCACGAUCCAAUGCGGCCCCUUUACCUGCAGAUUUCCCAUCUGGCUGUUCAUCCACCUCUUGAAGUUCCUAUGCGCGAUUUGAGGAGCGAUGAAUUUUAUCACAUUCGGGAACCAAAUCGACGAACAUUCGCCGCCAUGGUGACGCGCCUCGACGAUUCCGUUGGACGUGUGGUAGCCUCUCUUGGUUCUAAGGGUUUGCUGAAAGACUCACUGAUUCUGUUCCUCACCGAUAACGGGGCGACUCCCGUCGGAAAAUUUAGAAAUUGGGGUUCCAACUGGCCGUUACGGGGUACUAAGUACACUUUGUACGAGGGUGGAGUUAGAGGGGUAGCUGCCGUCUGGUCUCCGCGUCUUUACGAAACGACGCGUGUUUCGGAGCAACUCAUUCACAUGACGGACUGGCUGCCAACACUCUACGCCGCUGCUGGGGGCAAUCUGAGGGACCUGGGCGACCUGGAUGGGGUGAAUCAGUGGCCGGCAUUGAGUGAAGGUCGCGCUGGAACCAGGCACACGAUGCUUUUAAACAUCGACGAAGUGUCGGGAACAGAAGCUGCGAUUCAAGGAAGAUUCAAACUUCUUCGAGGAUCUUACAGCCGGGGUUACUACGAUGGUUACCACGGCGAGUCUGGUCGCUACCUGGAGAAUUUACCGUACAAUACAACCUUGGUCCUUGGUAGUACCGUCUCGAAAAGUAUCACUACAUAUCUAGGAGGUCCGGUUACUCAACCCAGUGCAAUGGUCGUUCUUCGAUUGAAGGCGAGUGUCGAAUGCAGCGGGUACUCAGGGCAGCUGCGCCGUGGAAAUUUUGACGCCUGUAACGAAACCGAGUGCCUCUUUGACAUCGUCAACGAUCCCUGCGAAACGAAAAAUAUCGCUAAAGAUUAUCAAAAGAUGGUAACGCAGUUGGAUCUGUUUCUGGAGCAACAUGGAAACGUGCUAACCAAACAGGCCUUGAUGCCUGUGGACUGGCACGCGGAUCCACGUAGUUUCAAUGGGACGUGGGAGCCUUGGCUUAGUCCUGAAGCGAUGUUGUAUGCUUUUACAAAUGCUGCGACAGCUGUAAGCACAUUGGCAGUUUGCGCCCACAUCGGUAUGGUACUGCUGAUAGUUGGAUUGAGGGCAUUUCUUUGACUGAAAGACACAUUUCCCCCGAAAAAUACUGCCGCUACGUUUUACUGGCACAGCGGUAAAAAUUGCCAGAAGAAUGACGGAGCGGUGGAUGACAACAGCCAGGUUGAAGAUAGGGAGAAGGUUGAGAACGAAGGCGGAGAAGAAGACGGAGAUGAAGAUGAGGAGGACCUGGUGGAAAUUAAUUUCAUCGAUGACGAUUAGAUUAUAAUUACAUUAAUAAUUAUUGUGUACGACUUACCUAUAUGUAUACCGAGAUAGUUACGUCGGAGGAUUUUAUUACUUACUGUUAUAUACGUUAUUUAUGAUAAAUACUAAAACAUAGAAUUAUGUAUUACGCCAGAAUUUCAACCCUUUCUUAAAAGUAGCUUUUAUAAGCUUGUUAGCAAAUGCAUCUGUAUGCCACGUAUGUAAAAAAAACACCUAUAAAAACAUUCACUUUUGUAAAUAUAUUAUUAAUUAUCUUACGCCGACAUACAACACCUGUACGACAUGAUGUACACCUUAUAGAUUCUGAUAGCUUCCAUAAUCAGAAUAACGAUGUAAAACAUGAAUGAAAUUAUUCAAUUUAGUAUUAAUACACAAUCGAAUGGAAUUUGUUGUUCGUGUGCGAGUACAACUUUGCAGGCCUCAUAGGAAAACAAUUAAUAUAUUCUGAUUUUAAAAGUGCAUAAAGUUAAUCUGAAAUAUAUUUUCGAGCCAAUCAAGUUGAG
Molecule: messenger RNA, 2716 nt
Organism: Athalia rosae (coleseed sawfly)
Lineage: Eukaryota; Metazoa; Arthropoda; Insecta; Hymenoptera; Athaliidae
Product: arylsulfatase B-like
Exons: 8
Coding region: 237-2006 (589 amino acids)
Source: RefSeq, a predicted model, not a curated record